Messenger RNA from Daphnia carinata, 1165 nucleotides. RefSeq names its product tRNA pseudouridine synthase-like 1. Lineage: Eukaryota; Metazoa; Arthropoda; Branchiopoda; Diplostraca; Daphniidae. Gene Ontology annotation, biological process: tRNA pseudouridine synthesis. The transcript is spliced from 3 exons. The record is from RefSeq and is a predicted model, not a curated record. The coding region runs from base 86 to 1021 and encodes 311 amino acids. Gene Ontology annotation, molecular function: RNA binding; pseudouridine synthase activity.
AGAAUCCUGUCUGCUUUUGAAAGUAAAUAAUAUAAGCAGUGCAUUAUAUUAUUGCAUUUAAAUUUCAAAGAAAUAUAUCGAGCUCAUGCAGCGUUAUCUCAUAAAGUUCGCGUAUUCGGGAAUACGAUUUCGGGGGUUACAGAAGCAACCUGGAGAAAUAUUCAAUGAAGAAUUUCCCUGCCGGGCUUCAAUUCAGACAAUCUUUGAGAAAGCGUUAUUAAGGCUCCGUCAAUACGAGAAAGCCUCUGAAGCUAACAUCCAGUUUUCGAGCCGAACAGAUCGAGGAGUGCAUUCUUUUUGUAAUGUAGCUCAUUUCGAUCUAACACUUCAGAAAGACGGUAGUGCCCUCUCACCACAUAGACUUAUGAAGAUUCUAAACACAUACUGUGAAAAAUCUGAUAUCAGUCUUUCAGUGAGUAAUGUGGAAGCUGUGCCUUCUACAUUCCAUUCAAGAUAUUCAAGUUUUUACAGGCACUACCUUUACAGAAUAGCUGUCACAGAUAAAGAUGUGAAAGCAUAUCCAAUUGUUGAGUGGAAAAAGUGCUAUUUCAUCCCAAAACCAUUUUGCUUGGACAAAGCUGUUAAAGCCUGCCAAUUAUUUGAAGGAACAAAAGAUUUUGCAUCAUUCUGCCAUCAUUUCAAACAGCAACCGUCAGGAUACCCAACCAUUCGUACUUUAGAUCAUUUUUACAUUAAACCUGGAAGGCCGCUCUUUGAUCCUGUUUACGAUCCUUUGUAUUCUAAUAUUGAGUUUUACGAUUUUCACGUCAAGGCUAGGUCCUUUAUGUACAAACAAGUGCGGCGGAUGGUGUCAGUUGUUUUAGCGCUAGCGCAAGGUCGUAUGGAUUUGGAUCAAGUGAGACAACUAUUUGAGCAGCCAGGAGAGUGGAAUCCGAGAGCAAUAACUGCUCCGCCUUACGGACUUUACCUUCUCAACGUUGACUAUAAGAUUCCUCAGGAUGAGCAACCUCAGAGACCUGUUGAAAAUCAAGGGAAAGAAUUUGCGCCGAGUGACAACUAGAGUAACAUUGCCAAACGGGCGAGUGUUUCAUGAAGGAGACGGGAUGACGAUCGAAAGUGGAAAAAGUUAUGGUUUUGUUGUCGACAACACACCUGACUUGCAGCUUGGACAGGUGGAACACGGCAUUUACAUCGCUUCUCAAGA